Diabrotica virgifera virgifera (western corn rootworm) is the source of this 8959-nucleotide messenger RNA. Its product is annotated as transmembrane protein 65. Gene Ontology annotation, cellular component: mitochondrion. NCBI's taxonomy places the organism in Eukaryota, Metazoa, Arthropoda, Insecta, Coleoptera, Chrysomelidae. The transcript is spliced from 5 exons. The record is from RefSeq and is a predicted model, not a curated record. Bases 95 to 961 code for a protein of 288 amino acids.
GUAGUUGGAGAAGGACUGUGAUUCAUAACCUAAUUUUUUUUACGUGCGUGAUGUUUACGAUCUUUCGAUGAAAACGAACAAAUUGUAAAUAACAAUGGCAACCAAAAUAGUGAGAACUAAAAACAUAUCUAACCUAUUUAACAACUCGAUUUCGGUGUACUUAUCUCAAAAGACUACUCUAACGAAUUUCGCCAAACACCAAAAGACUUUUGUUGUAAAUAAUAGUUGUAAAUUUAGUUUAAGUUCAGUGGUAUCGGGAACGGCGGGUCAUGCAGAAACAACGAGUACAACACAGGGUUUAAACAAACUACAAGCUCAAGAACUUAUUUUGCGGCUCAAUGGCGAGGAAAGGAAUGUUUUGAUGACGGCCCUUCACGAAUAUCAGUCCAAAUUAGUUAAAGACGAAUACGAAGGUCAGCUAGCGGCAUCUAGAUGGAGGAGCAAGUUCGGUAGACCCAGUAAACUUCCGAGGCUCGGAGACGUCGAUCCCACGGGAACGUUUUGUACGUUCCCAGAAGACUGGCUUAAGAAAAAAAUGGCUGCUUCAAUUCCUAAACCGUCAACAAGAGACUUGAUAGACAUUGGCAUAGCAAAUUCUAUACCUUUCAUCGGAUUUGGAUUUCUUGACAAUUUCUUCAUGUUAGUGUUCGGAGACUACAUCGACCUCUACUUAGGCUCCUACUUCUGUUUUACGACGAUGGGAGCAGCAGCUCUUGGUAACACCUUAUCCGAUAUUUUGGGUAUCGGUUCAGCUUUCUACGUUGAAAGGCUAGCCAAUCGCAUCGGCUUCAAACCUCCCAAACUAUCACCCAUGCAGUUGGACAUGAAUUGCUGCAGGAAUUCGGCAAACGCUGGACGAGUCCUUGGAGUGACGUUGGGAUGUAUACUUGGUAUGUGCCCGUUGUUGUUCAAACGGGGAAGAGAAGACUCAGAGAAAGAGGAAAAUUUAGAAGACGGUUAAAGUACUGCCAACGAUAUAGAGUUGAUAGGUUUAAUCAAAAUUGGUUGCUGGAAAUUUACUGUUAUGUUGGAAUUUUUCUGACGACCGGAGAAUCUCUUUCUCUCAUACAACAGGUUUUUACUAAUUGAAAAAUAUUUACCAGGUUUUAAGUUUAUAACAUUUAUAGUCUUGUUUGACUACGACGUUUUAAUGUAUGAAUCCUGAUACACGAGCUGUUGCUGCUCAAAGCGAGAUCUAGGUUAUUUUUGUGGUUCUAAAACUAUUUUCUUCUGGCAGUUUGUAUUUUCAGAACAAUUUGAAGAUGGAAACGAUAAAUAUAUUGUGUUUUCUAAAAAGAAUCUUAUAUUUUAAGUAGUUAAUGGAAAUAUCCUUCCUUUAAAUUAAAUCCUUGGCGUCACCUCAUUCUCAUAGGGUGGAUAAUUUAGUAUCUUAGUUAUUUUGUAUAGUAUAUUAUGGCACGAAUAUGUAAUGAUGAUCAUUAUAAUGCAAGUAUGAGGAUACGACAUGAGCCGCGCAGCGGCGAAUGUUGUAUAUGAUACGAGCGACAUAAUGGCAAUUUAAUGCAAGUUUUCCAUGAUUUUUUCUACGAUCUUUUAUACACGAAGCCUACUGUCAGAAUUAUGUAUCAGAAAACAGACAUAUUAGGGCGUCGAUCGAAAGUACACAACUUUCAGAUAUUACGAUUUUUGACCUAUGAAUGACCCUCUUCCUAAGCACCCCUUGUGUGAGGGUGAUCAUAAGGAGUCAUUUAAUAAUUCCGCAGGUAGACUGUACGGCAGAAUACUACGAGAUAUAAUAGAAAGUCAACAUGAGGACUGAGAGGUGCAGAGUGGUUUUAGAGCAAGAAGAUCUGUGUAUUGAUAACCUGUUUUGUAUAAAACAAUUAAUUGAAAAAUCACUAGCAUAUGGGAUACAGCUAUAUCUAGUAUUUAUAGAUUUGAGGAAAGCCUAUGACAGUGUACCGGUAAAUAGACUUUGGGAAUCUCUAAUAGAGAACAAUGUACACCCACAGUACAUUAAUGCGGUGAAAAGUUUUUACCAAGGAAACAGUAGUUAUAUAAAAACGAGAGAUGGACACCCAGAAUACUUUCAGGUUAACAAGGGUCUAAGACAGGGAUGCUGCCUGUCCCCUACCCUCUUCAAAAUUUAUAUAAACACGGCUCUGAAGAAAUGGUUCAGAAAAUGUAAGAAAAUAGGAGUACAAAUAGAAGAGGGUAAUCUGACUACUUUGUUAUUUGCUGACGAUCAGGUGGUUCUAGCGGAGUAUACAGAGGACGCUGCUUAUAUGGUUCAAAAACUGAUAGAGGAGUAUGAAAAACAGAAUAUAUGACAAUUGGCUGCACAGACGAAGAUCCAGACUUAGAAGGAAAAAUAAUAAAAAACACUAAAAAAUAUAGAUACCUGGGAGUUAUAUUGACGGAAGAUGGAAACGACGAAACAGACAUACAACAAAAAUUAGGUAGAGGAAGAGCCAUCACAAGUCAGAAAACACAACUAUAUAAAACAUUUAUUGAAAUUACAGCUACAUAUGGCUCAGAAAUCUGGACAAUAAAUAAGAAAAUGCAGAACCGAAUAAACGCAGUAGAGAACAAUUUUUGGCGAAGAUGCUGUAGAUUAACAUUACACGAUCAUGUAACAACAGAUAGAAUAAAAGAAAUGAUGAAGGUGGAAACAACAUUAACGGAUACGAUAGAGAGAAAACAACUAUCCUGGUACGGACACAUGAGAAGAAUGAUGAGAGAUUACCGAUUAAAACCUGGAGGUGGAUCCCAAAAAGAAGAAGGAAAAAAGGAAGACCAAAAAAGUCUUGGGAAAAAGGGAUCAAUGUAGCCAUGAACAGUGACCCGUCAAAAUAGCCCGGUCAAAACAGCCCCGUCAAAAAAGCCCCGUCAAAAUAGCCCGAACACAAAAAUAGCCUCGACAAAAUAGCCCGCAAACAAAAUAGCCCCGACAAAAUAGAUCGCACACAAAAUAGCCCCGGUCAAAACAGCCCCGGUCAAAACAGCCCCGGCUAAAACAGCCUCUUAUAAACAAUUACAUAAUUAUUUAUACAAGGUGUCCAAAAACUUUUUUUUAAUUUAAAUUAUUUGACAAAAAGAAGAAUGUAUUUAAUUUAUUUAAUUUAAAAUGCAUUUUACUGUUGCCCGAAAACAGAAAAAAAUGUUUAUAUCAUAAACAAACAUUUAUUUUCGCUUAACUUAAAUGUUCAAACUUCCAAGAGGCAGGGAAGACAGGACUCGAGUUCUCUGAAAAGACCAUUUUUAUUUAAUGUGGUUAAGAUAAACAUCUGAAUAGCGGAUAAUUACCAUUUCCGAAAAAAUGUAUUUUUAAGGAAUUAUUUCAUGAUGAAUUCUGAAGGGAGCUUUUUUGUCGGGGCUAUUUUGUCGGGGCUAUUUUGUCGGCGGGCUAUUAUUCCGCGGUUAUUUUGUCUGCAGGCUAUUUUGUCGGAGCUAUUUCGUGUGCGGGAUAUUAUGGCGGGGCUAUUUUGUAGGAGUUUUUUUGACGGGGCUAUUUUGACGGGGUACCGCCGUGAACAGAAGAAAUAUAGAAAUAGAUUCAUGACAAAACAGAAAACAAUGGCGUUCGAAUUGCGAUUAACGGCCUAUGAUGCUGUAAAACAGUCGCUAUAUAUAUAUACAUUUUAUAAUUUGGCUGCUAUGAUUUAAAUAGAUAAUUUUUAGCUGCUACUAUAUUUCGUUACUUACUUUUACUUAUAUUUUAAUUGAAUUUAGCAACAAAAGUUUCAAACAAAAUAAUUUUAUGGUAGCAUCUUACCAAAUAGAUAUCACUUUUAUUCUUUUUCUAGUUCCAUGACCACUAUCGAACCAUAUUCAUCAUGGUUUUAUUGACAGCAGCCCUCAAUAAUGAUGUAGUCAAUUUCGGUACCGUUUUCUUAAGUUUUUAAGCCAUGAUUUUUUUCUUGGGCCAGUUCUUAUGAAACUGGUAUUCUUUCCUCUUUAUGCUAGUGUACAUUUGAAAUUAUUCGUAUCUCUUUAUGCUUCAAUCCAACUGUUUUCAAUUUUUUUUUAGCAUGUUGUUAUGCCGGACAUCAUCAAAAGGCGUUCCAAAAUCAAUUGUGCAGAAUUUUACAUUUUUUUACAACAGAUAAAAGUAAACGCCUUGUACAUUACUUUUUAACAUCUCCAGAGAAUCGUCGCCUAGACAAUUUUUAUGGAAUUCAAGCCGCUAUUAUACUACUUGUUCUUUAAAAUGUCAUUCGAUUAUUACUUAGCACUCAAUUGAUCCCGAUAAAUUUUUAAUAUUUUUAAUAUUUCUGUAAUACUUUAACUACAAGUAAUUAAAUUUUUGCUUAUUUUUUUAUUAAGAACCAUAUCUUGCGUAAGUAUUUUUUAAUUUUUAUAAUUAUAUCGUUGAUUGAUAAAUAGGUAUACCAUGGUAUAUUUAUCAAUCAACGAUUUUAUAUUUUUCAAUUUACAGUAAGCGCCACGCUAGUAGACACACGGGUACCUAAUUUCUAGACUUGGGCUAAUCCGGCCCGUUCUCACCUGUGACUUUCAAGUCUGUCAUGUCAUACGACUGUCAUGAAACUACUCAAAGUAAUUGUUUUUCCAUACAAAAAAUUCAUUAAUUAAUUACUGCAUUAAAAAAACUUUAUUUUAACACCAAGAAUAUUACAAUAUUUUAUAAAUUUUACAACUUUAACACAAUGACUAGUAUAAACCUCAAAUAUAAACUUCAAAAACAACUUCUAUAAACUGUCAACUUUCUAUGUUUAUAUUGGUUUCUAUACGUUUUCUGACGUUCUAGAUGUCAGUAGACAUAAAAGUAAACAGUGCAACAAGGGAAAGGUCCAGGACUGUAUUAGUUCAAUGUACCUGUGUGUCUAGUAUCGUGGUGGUUACUGUAUGUUGACUACUAUGUAAAUUCAUCAAUUUGAAAUAUUAGUUUAACCCCAGUGUUUAUAAAAAAACAUAACAGUAAAUUGUCAAGUAACUCGCAACAGCAGAACCAAAAUUGUAUAUAGUAAAUAGAAUGUGCAAUUGUUGAAUGGUGCCAUGUUGUAUGUAGAUACAUUACACUAUGUCUUUGUAAAUCAGAUAAUCAGUUGGCGAAAUAUACUAUUUAAGAUCAUAAAAAUAUUUUCGAGUUUCCGACUUUUUUCAUUCCUCGUUUUCGUCUUUAGUCAAAUUAAAAUAGUUUAAACGUGAUUAAACAUGUUACUUGUUGCAAACAAGCAGCAACUAUAAGCCAGUGUAGAAGAUCUUUCAUGUUGUUAAGCUGUUAAAAAAUCAAAUCGGUGUCUUUUUUUCUUAUUUUACUUUUGCGAAUUUAACUGUUGUAAGUUUCUGCAGUACGUUACCCAUCUGUUUUAUGGAACUUCUGAUCAAUGUAUUGCGAUGAAUUACUGGUCACACUUAUUGUUAUAUCCAGUAUGAAUAUUGAAAGGUAUAGAAAAAACAUCAAGCUUGGCUCCUAUCAAACACCUACUUGUAUUGAUAAUACAAGAGGAAGGAUAUGUCCACCAAUGUCAUAACUUUGUAAGUGUCAUUUGUCAAAUGUCACUUAACAUAAUUGUUGUCUUUUUUGGUAUAUAGGUAUACCCUAUCUUAUAGUAAAUUGAAAUCACACAGACUCAGUUUCUUUUAAAAAGAUAGUACUUAAGUAGUAACAGAGUGCAGAAAAGACUUCUAUUGUGAUGGCAAGCUUUGAAGUGCAAUAUGUCGAAAAUGUCAGCUUCACCUGUCACAUACUAAACGAGUGACGUAUCAUACAAAAGGUGAAACCGAUUUCACAAUAACUAAUAUAAAAUUUGAGCGCCAUCUAUUGGUAGCAUCUUUACAGACCGCCAUCUAUGAGCGUUAGUGCAAACUUAACGUUUGUUACAUCUAAAUUUAAAAUAUAAUAAUUCUUAUUUUUCGUGUACUGAUUAUUUGUUUUAUAUAGACCAUAAAAAUCUUAUUGCUAGGUAAUAAUGUUCCGUAAUAUUAUUAUAUAUUUGUAUUAAACUUUGCAUAGUUUAUUUCUGUAAAUAAGACUAUUUAUUGCAAUAAUAUUUUCUAUUUAAAAUAUAGUGACACUUCUAGGCUUCUAGUUGUGCCAUCCCAUUUUUGUCUAUCAAUCAAUUGAUAAUCAAAACAAAUAUUUUAUAGGGGAGUGCAAUUAGAACGAAAAGAUACAAUGUUUCGGAAAAAAUCAAACAAGGUUAUAUUUUUCUAAAACUUUUUUUGUUAGUUUAUAAAUAUGUUAAAGUAAAAAGUUCUACUCACAAAUUUCGCCGCUAAUUGUUUAUUAAUUGUUUAAACAAUAACAAUUGUUUUGUAUAAAUAAUGUUAAGAAUAUGGGUUCAACAUUUUAUUUUGAUAAAAAAUGUUUUUAUUUUAGUUCUAAUUAUGCUGAACCCGAAUCUGAUAUUACAAUUUGCAAAUUCAAAAUGGCGGAUUUUUUCCUAUAAAUCCUUAAAAAGUAGUUGUAAAAUCCGAUUUUUUUUAUAAAACGUGUUUGUUUACAUAUAUGUGGAUAUUUUUGAGAGGUUGCUGAACCUGAAUCAAAUUUUGAUAAUUUAAAUUAUAAAAUGGCAGAUCCAAAAUGGCGGAUAACUUAAAAAAUAGUUGUAAAGUCAUAAUUUCUUUACAAAAUGUAUUUAUUUCUACAUAUAUUUAUUUUUGAGAGCUUUGAUAAACCUAACUUAAAUGUUAACAUUAUAAACUAUAAAAUGGCGGAUCCAAAAUGCGGAUUUUCUAAAAAGAACAUAAAAAAGAACAUUUUUCUAAAACGUUUGUCUUUGUUUUUAACAGGUUGUUGAAUCUGAAUUAAAUAUUAAAAAUUUAAAUUUCAAAAUGGCUGAUAUUUAAAUGAAAAACAAGUAGAAUCCAAUCAAACAAAUAUGGAAUUUCACUCUUAAAAAAAAAGAUAAACAAAUAAUUUUCACAAUAAUACUAAAAAUUAAAAUGUAUUAGAAAGAAAGAACAAAUUAUUCAAAAUCUAUCUCUUCAAUAUCACCUCCAACUACGCUGACAUCUUCGCUUUCUUCAAUUUCUUGUUCAUUAAAAACGGGACAAUUCAAACAGUCUUGUCCGAAACAAUGAGAAUAAUAUUGAUAAAAUAUAAUAUUUUAUAUUUGCAUAUUAAGUGUUAGACCAUGCACAGCUAUUUAUGACGAAUAACUUUUUUUAUAAAAUUAAUAAUAAAACAGUUAUCGUAAAUAAUAAGUGAAAAUUUAAUUAUGUUGGGUAUAAUUAAUUUUAAACAUUAUUUAAAAAAAAUUCGAUUAGAAGGAUAUAAUUACAUAUUGGAACAUAGUUUUUAAUUCCAAACUUUUCUUUAUAAAAAUUUUCGAUAUUGUGAAAUAUAAAGGUACUUUACUCUUGAGUGAAAUUCAUAUUUUUUGACAUACCUCGUACAAAAUUAACAAAAUUUGAUAUUUGAUGGUUGCAUCUUAUGUUAUAUACGAUGCAGAGUAUUUUAUAAAGAAUAACUUUUUUUCGUAAAACUGAUAUUAAAAAAGUUAUCAAUAGGUUCCAAGUUACGCAGACAUACUGUAUAAGAGAUAAAAAAUUUUUUUUGUUGUACAUUUAUUAUUGUUGAAGCUUAUUAUUAAAUCUAUUUUAGGUAAAUUUUACAGACAAAAAGUUCACUCUGUAUAUACAUUUUUUCAGCUGGUAAUUUUCGGUUUUUGUAUUACAUUUUUGUUAUCUUUCUUAGUUUUCUCAAAAAGAAAUUGUUUAUUUCAUUUUUAAACUAAAAUAAUUUAGUGUUUUUUAAAGACUACAUCCUAAGCUUUAAAAAAAUAUCAAAAAAAGUGUAUUAGAUUUAUUCAAACUUGAGUAAUACCGUCUUAAAGUGGUGGUAAUUCUGUAAAACUACGAAGUUUGCAAAAAUUACAUUUUUUGAGACAUCGUAUUAUUUGAAUUAAAUUUUUGAGAUUUUUGUUGAAUGAAACAUCGUUUAGUAAGAUAACUGAGAGGUAAGUUAAGCAAAUUUUAGAGUUUUAUAAGUAAAAUUGUAUUAGUUACACAUUUUUAAAUCAUUUUUAAACAAAAUUCAUGUAAGGCUCAUUUUCCGCCCACACCGUACUUAUUUCCAUACAUUUUAUUUCUUUUUAUUGCAACCAUAAGAUAGCUUAUUUCAGCUUCUUUCAUGUCCAAUUUGUAAAAUUUCUUUUGAUCCAUUAAUUAAAGAAUUACAUUCAAAAAACUCAACCGUGCACUUCUUCCAACGCUAGUUUACAGUCCGCCAAUGUGUGUGAGAAGGGUGACUUUAGCGUUAUAAAUAAAAAAUUACAGAAGCUAGAGAUUUAAUUUUAGAAAAAUCUUUAUAUAACGUUUUUUUUUGGAAAAUUUUCUGAAUUUUUCAAUGGUCACGUCAGUUUUUUUCUAAAAAUUAUAUUUUCGGAGUUAUUUAAAAAACAUUCAACUUCUCUGUUCAUUUGUUUAAUAAAAAAUGAAGCACCCACUUCUCGAGUAGAACUUUUUGAUAUGUUGUUUAUUAAACAUUUCUUAAUGAAAUUACAAAAAGUUUUAUCUUGUUUGAUUUUUUCCGAAGUGAAAAUCUAAAUGCACUCCCCUAUUAAUGUAAAUUUCAUUUUACACAAAAAUAAUUGCAUAGAUAUAGUUUUUGGAGACCUCAAUAAUAUUGCAAAUAUCAUUUAUUGGAGCAUUCUUAAAGUAUUUCACUUUUGUACUUUACCAUUUGCUAUAAUACUCUAGGCCAUGUUUGCUGCUGUUUCAUUUAAUUUUACAAAUUAGAAGAAACAAACUAACUUGAAUUAGACAACUUUUAUUAAAUAACCAUGAUAUACCCAUUUUAUUUUUAACAAUUUAUAUUUGACAAACAGGGAAACUGAUCCGCAACCGAAUAUGGGAACACAACAUGAUUUGUUCUUAAAUAGAAGUGUCGCUAUAUAUUAUUUGUUGUCUAUUUUACAAGUUUUAUUAUCUUGACUGUUAUACAAUUAUAUAUUUUAAGAACCUCUGUUAUAUCGGUAUGAAAAAUAGUGAGAAUUAUGACAGGAAUAAAAUGAUUUAAAUAAAAAAAAAA